CGCAUAUGCAUGGCGCGCAAGUACUCAUGCCGGUGACGCGUUCGGCUGGCAUGGUCGCGCGAAGCGAUGUUAACAUCGGCGUACGCAGAGGGUUUGAGUGAGUCAGCCAUGGACGUUUGAACGUUGAACGUUGAACCUUCUCCGGUCCCCACAAUCUGACCGAUGGCACCAAUACAAACACCAUGACUGAGCAUGGCAUGACUGGCCAACACCUGAGAGAUAAAAGGGAGUUGCACCCACCUAUGGAAAACUUUUGGGCCCCACCGCCGACGCCGAAGACCAGGCUCGGCCGCCACCGCCAGCUGGCGCCCCUCGCGGGCGUACACGUAUCGCCCAUCUGCCUUGGAGCAAUGAGCAUCGGUGACAAAUGGACGCAGAUGGGCGCCAUGGACAAGGCGCAAAGCUUCCGCAUCCUCGACGCGUUCUACGAUGCGGGCGGCAAUUUCAUCGACACCGCGAACAUGUACCAGGACGGCACCUCUGAGGAAUUCCUCGGCGAGUGGAUGCAGGAGCCGACCAAGUAUACGAACAACUACAAGCGCAGGGAGAACUACCGGCAGAAGACGACAUUCACAGGAAACAAUAUGAAGUCGCUGUACCUUUCCGUCGAGGAUUCCCUGAAGAAGCUGCGGACGGAUUACAUAGACAUCCUCUACGUCCACUGGUGGGACUGGACGUGCGGAAUUGAAGAAGUCAUGAACGGCCUGCAUUACCUCGUACAGCAGAGGAAAGUGCUGUAUCUUGGAGUCUCGGAUGCGCCAGCAUGGGUCGUGUCAGCGGCGAAUAUGUACGCACGGCUCACCGGUAAGGCUCCAUUCGUCAUCUACCAGGGCUCAUGGAGCGUACUCGACCGUGACAUCGAGCGCGAGAUCAUACCGAUGUGUCGAUCCCAGGGCAUGGCGAUUGCGCCCUGGAACGUCUUGGGGGCUGGCAGGAUUCGCACCGACGAGGAGGAAGAGCGCCGUCGCCAGAGUGGUGAACACGGCCGGACCAUACUGAACGGGCAGUGGGAACGUACGCCAGAGCAGAGAAAAGUAUGCCAGGCCCUCGAGAAGGUCGCGGAAGAGGUUGGCGUGAAGAGUAUCACGGCCGUUGCGAUUGCAUACGUGAUGCAGAAGACGCCAUUUGUGUUUCCCGUCAUUGGGGGCCGGAAGGUCGAGCACUUGAUGGAUAACCUGAAGGCCCUAGAGAUCUCUCUCAGCCCCGAGCAAAUCGCGUUCAUAGACAGCGCGCAGUCGUUUGAACCUGGAUUCCCAUACAACAUCAUCGGCGACGGAACGGAAUACUCUGACCCAUUCAAAUGUGGCGGGCACUUUGACAAGUGGCCGUCGCAACAGGCUCUGCGCCCUCAUUGA
Messenger RNA from Rhodofomes roseus, 1355 nucleotides. Its product is annotated as arylalcohol dehydrogenase. NCBI's taxonomy places the organism in Eukaryota, Fungi, Basidiomycota, Agaricomycetes, Polyporales, Fomitopsidaceae. The record is from RefSeq and is a predicted model, not a curated record. The transcript is spliced from 10 exons. The coding region runs from base 183 to 1355 and encodes 390 amino acids.